CCUUUUUUUUUGUUUAAAAAAAGAGUCGAGUGAGAUUUGCAUUGUCACGUAUAAAGAAUUGACUAUCUAAUUUUCUUCACAACUUCUUUGGCCAUUUCCAACACUGUCUGCAGCAUUCUCCUUCUAUUAGUUAAGCUAAUUAGGACAAGAGAAAUCAUAUCAAGUAGAUGAUCAGAGAGCAAAAGCACUGAAGGGAUUGAGAAAUCGCAGUGUAUGGUGAUGGCCUUAAUGGCACAGAAACAUACCUUUGUUGUCUUCAUGAUCAUCAUCAUCAUGGUUUCACUUCCAUCAACAGCAUUGGGAGGGAGGGAAAGCAGGAACUUUGUCGAGUAUGCAGCUCCUUCAGUAACCAUGACCAAGGAAUAUUAUGCAAUAUCUGAGAAUAGAGCUGAUGGCGUUGAUGACAGUCAUGCUGUUCGUUGGAGGAUGCUGAUGAAGGUGAACACAAAGGAUUAUGGAAGUUACGAUCCAACUCCAUCUCUUUCCAAGCCUCCUUUCAAGCUCAUCCCUAACUGAUCCAUCGAUCAAUGCGUGCAUGCUUCUCGAUAUAUAUAAUAUGUUCAGCUGGAAGAAGAACAAAUAUAUAGCACGUAGUACUAUAUCAUAUACCAAACUAGUAAUAAAUGAUGAACUAUAUUAUGGUGUAUAUAGUACAUAUAUGAUUUGAUUUCCUGCUGAAGUAUUAAUUUGAUAUA
Messenger RNA from Zingiber officinale, 695 nucleotides. RefSeq names its product protein CASPARIAN STRIP INTEGRITY FACTOR 1-like. The transcript has 4 exons. The record is from RefSeq and is a predicted model, not a curated record. Bases 214 to 516 code for a protein of 100 amino acids. Lineage: Eukaryota; Viridiplantae; Streptophyta; Magnoliopsida; Zingiberales; Zingiberaceae.